Molecule: messenger RNA, 3189 nt
Organism: Diprion similis
Lineage: Eukaryota; Metazoa; Arthropoda; Insecta; Hymenoptera; Diprionidae
Gene: vtd
Product: double-strand-break repair protein rad21 homolog
Exons: 12
Coding region: 491-2842 (783 amino acids)
Biological process (GO): mitotic sister chromatid cohesion; synaptonemal complex assembly; replication-born double-strand break repair via sister chromatid exchange
Cellular component (GO): cohesin complex; synaptonemal complex
Molecular function (GO): chromatin binding; protein binding
Source: RefSeq, a predicted model, not a curated record
UACGGAACAUCCGGAUAGUGAAGACGCGGUCGAGGGUUACGUUUACAUGUGUCAACAGUUUGCGUCAACAAAACGGAAUUAAAAAGUGGGAUUAAGAAAAUCAUGAUAUUGGGGAAGACACUGGGGUCAAACUGAACAGUUAGUGUAAGAUAAACCGUCUUAUAAUUGCAAUGAAAACAUUCUUUCAACACUGUUUACGGUGACCGCCAAAAUUGGGACGCCAUCUUGAGCACUCUUGUUGACAGUUUAUCAAACUAUGAAUGAAAUAUUUGUAUUCAAAAGUUCUGUGUAAAUACUUUGAGGAAUAUUUUUUCGAUCUAUAUUAUUUUAUCUUAAACCGUAUCAUUCGUCUCGAAGUAUUAUGUGAUUUGUUUUCCAAUGAUGGGUUAACCACAAUACGAAUAAUACAAGCUGGCAAGCAAUCUUCUGCUGAAGAUAUUAUAAUGCCUGGUGGAUAGUUUUGGGAAACACAUAACAAGGAGCGCCAAUCAUGUUUUAUGCUCAUUUUGUGUUGGCCAAGAAAGGGCCGCUAGCCCGUAUCUGGCUGGCUGCUCACUGGGACAAAAAACUCACCAAGGCACAUGUCUUUGAAACAAAUAUAGAGAAAUCCGUAGACGGCAUUCUGCAACCCAAGGUGAAGAUGGCCCUAAGAACAUCAGGACAUCUUCUCUUGGGAGUGGUGCGUAUUUAUUCUAGGAAAGCCAAAUAUCUUCUGGCAGAUUGUAAUGAGGCUUUCGUCAAAAUAAAAAUGGCAUUUCGACCAGGAAUGGUUGACCUGCCGGAAGAGCACAGGGAGGCUGCAGUCAAUGCAAUCACCCUACCUGAAGUGUUUCAUGACUUUGACACAGCUAUGCCUGAGCUAAAGGAUGUAGAUAUCGAGGCCCAAUUUAGUUUGAACCAAUCUCGUGCUGAAGAAAUUACUAUGCGAGAAGACUAUGGCAGUUUAUCUCUGGUUACUCACGAUCAGGGAUUCGGAGAUAUGAGUUUUGACGCAGAACCACCUGAGUUGUUGAGACAUGCUACUGUAAUGGAGCCUUCCCUUGAUCAGAGUCACAUGCUCUUCAGUGAUGGACCAGGAAUGGAAAGUGCUCUCGAGCCGAAGGACAAAGAACCUGUCGCUGGUACUUCAGCUGCAGCACAAGCUAUGGAUAUCGACACUCCAAUUAGAGAUGAUGGGUUCGGUGGUCAUCUGGGUCAAGAUAUAAUUUCUGGAGGCCUAUUCGAAGGAGGUCUUUUUGAUGAAGCACCUAUGGGAGAAGUUGCAGUACCUGAGGUUAGUGCAAUGAGCGAUCAACAAGAUGUUGCGGCAGCAGUGGGUCCACCUCCACAAACUAACGAUGACUCGGACGAGGAUAUGGGUGAUCAUUUUGGCGGGCCUCCAUCUCCUAUGGGUGGUGGUAUGAGCAGCACAGAUGGCUCUAGACCAGCCACACCUGUUGCAAUGGGUGAUGAGGCUGGUGGGAGAGCGAGUGUAGCUAGCCGUCGCUUCACUCCAGCACCUCCGACUGCUCUUGAAGAACAUCCAGUAGAUGCCAUUGAGGAAGCUCAACCCCAGCAAGAACAAACCACUCUCCUUCACGAUGAAGAAGAAAGUUUUGCUCUAGCGCCAGUCGACGCAUCUGCCCUGAAAGGAUUCACUAAGGCUAAACGUAAGCGUAAAUUAAUUGUCGACGAGGUGAAAAACAUCUCAGGCGAAGAAAUGAAGGCUCAAUUAUCAGAUACUAGUGAUAUUAUCACAACUCUUGACUUGGCUCCUCCCACAAAACGCUUAAUGCAUUGGAAAGAAACUGGUGGUGUUGAAAAACUAUUCGCCCUACCAGGCAGACCUAUACCCGCACGUGUCUUAUUUAAGAAUUAUCAACGGCAUUUAACCAGCAAAUCAUAUGACCAUGAAGAUUUUGCUAGAAUCGGAGUGGAUGAAGAUGGCAUGCAGUUAGAACAAGUAAGAGAUGCUGCAGAUAUGGAUGUAGCGAACUUUGAACAGAGUAUCCUCGGUAAACGUAUGAGUCGCAAGCGAAAGGCACCAUCGGAUGAGGAGCUUAAACAGCCUUCUACUCAGCAACAAACAGAAUCAGAAGUUUCCCAGACAUCUGUUGCUAGCGAAAUGAUGGAAGUCCCAAGCAUAGUACCACCAACUCCUCUUCCUCCUCCAAGGUCACCGAUACCUCCGGAAGUAUCUUUACCACCUGAAACAUCAGUCGCUGACAUCAGUGCCAUCCUUCCAUCAGUAGAAUCUAUCGAGGCAAUGUCUCUACCUCCCGAAACCCCGUCUCUGAAUAAUGUCGAGAUGCCUCAGAUUCCUCCAGCCGAAGUUAGUUCGUUACUAGGUACAGAUGAGCAACCGCAAGCGCUACCAGUUCAGCCUGAAGAUGUGAGCCUACAGCCUUCAGAACUUCCUCAAAUGGAGAAUAUGGGGUAUGACCAGGCUCAAACGCAAGUACCGUUUUUGGGGUAUGACGACCACCAACCAUUGGCUCACACACCUGGCGCGAUAUCAGAAAGAGGGCCAGCUACUCCUUGGAAUCAUGAAGAUUAUGAAUUUCCUCCAUCUGUUGGUCCGUUAGAGGAGCAGCAAGUUGAUGAGACUUAUGAGCAGUUCGAAGAACGAGUAUUGAACAAAAGAGCAGGCCACAUGUACCACGUAAUUAAAAGCAAACUAGAGACCAAAGAUAGUCUGACACUUUCUGAGAUGGCAUAUAGAAACAAUCGUAAACAGGCUGCACAAAAAUUCUACACGUUACUAGUUCUAAAAAAAUUCCAAGUAUUGGAACUAAACCAGGAAUCAUCGUAUGCUGAUAUUCUGGUAACCAAAGGGCCCAAAUUUGAAAAUCCUGCACUAUAAGUAUACCUUCUGUUAUCCAACCAUAAAUGACGAAAACGCAUCGCCUGAGUUGUUUUUCGCAACUUGACUGUAACGAACGUUACAAUUGUUAUUUGCAAAGUUCGACGAGUUAAAAAUGGAAACUAUAGAUAUAUUUUAUAAAUCGCAUAAUUUCUGUUAAUCUUGUCAAUAUAAAUAAUCGGUCUUGGAAUAUUUAUUUACCAAUAUUCUUUUAUUCUUGACAAUAGAUAGGAUUAGCUAAGGUAACGUUUCUACAUUACUUUCAUUUUCAUUUUGAAAUCACGUUGAAUGACAAUUGAGUCAUUUAAAUUGUAGUAUAAUUAUACUUUUUGUUUAUUUCUUAUCGG